This is a messenger RNA of Gopherus evgoodei (Goodes thornscrub tortoise), 1880 nucleotides long. It is a transcript of the gene PPP1R15A, whose product is annotated as protein phosphatase 1 regulatory subunit 15A. NCBI's taxonomy places the organism in Eukaryota, Metazoa, Chordata, Testudines, Testudinidae. Gene Ontology annotation, biological process: response to endoplasmic reticulum stress. The record is from RefSeq and is a predicted model, not a curated record. Gene Ontology annotation, molecular function: protein phosphatase regulator activity. Gene Ontology annotation, cellular component: endoplasmic reticulum; protein phosphatase type 1 complex. The coding region runs from base 27 to 1424 and encodes 465 amino acids. The transcript has 2 exons.
GAACCGCGACUUCCAGCCUGCUCGAGAUGCUCCCCGUCUUGUCCCCACAACUGGGUGGCCUCCUGGAUGUGCUCACCUGGGCUGUGCUGUCACUUCUGGGUUACUGGCAUCGCUUCCCGGUAGCUGUGAUGAUGAGGAGGAAGAGCCGUGGGCUGGCCCGCCCAUGCCACGGCUUGGCCACCCCGCUCCCGGCACAUCAGGAAGCCCCUGAGGAAGGAGAGGACUUUGCGGCUGGUGCCGCUGCGUCCCAGGGGCCAGCCCCCCACUGGGGAGAAGGAGAGAAUUCAGGGGGAAGCCCCCAAGCUCCUUCUAUGUCCCAUGACCAGGAGGAGGGAGUGAACUGUGGGGAAGAGGCCAUGGCCCGGCUGGAGAUGGAGGAACAUCUGGAGGAGGUUGGAGAUGGUCAGAAGCAACCUCGGGAUGGUCCAUCCUGGUCCCCGCAGUACAGGGAAUGUCACAGGGCUGGUGGAAAACCUGAAGGAGGCCUCAAGCCACCUGGGGGAGACACCCCCAGCUGCCCGCAGGGUGGCACAGACCUGGGGCACCCCAUCACCAGGAACCCCCAUGUCCUGUCCUUGUUCUACUGCCCCUCGGAGGAGGAGGACGACGAUGACACUGGAGACUGGCCCAGCGAGGAGGAGGGAGAUGAUGGAGGUGGCUGCUUGGGCGCAGACUGGACCGAUUCAGAGGAGCCGGAAGAUGAAGCCUGGCGUGAGGAGAACGAAGCGCUGUGGGGGACCCUGUGCCGUGGGCAGGACCCCUUCAACCCGCUACGCUUGGCCGGGGCCCCCUCGGGCCCCACCCCGCCACAGCCCAAGAACCAGGAAUUCCGGGUUUCCUUCUACCUCCGCAGGUCAGAUUCUGAGGCCGAAAAAGGGGACCCCUGGAAACCCCCAGAGAAGCCCUGGCCUAUGAGACAGGGUGUCUCUAGUAGGACUCGGUGCUGUGAGCUGGGAGCCGGGGACCCCAUCAAGGUGGAGACCUCGAACUCUGAGGGCAACCGGACAGCUAAGAAGGUUCGAUUCUCCCCCAUUGUCACUGUGCACCCCCUGCUGGUCUGGGCCUUUGCCAGCCAGGCUGCCCGCCGGGGGCCCUGGGAGGAACUGGCCCGGGACAGGAGCCGCUUCCACCGGCGCAUUGAGCAGUUGGGGGCCAUCCUAGGGCCCUGCCUGGAGCCGGGACACCGGGCCCGAGCCUGGAGGAGGAUCCACGGGGCAGCCCUGGAGCCAGCGGGACAGGAGAUGCCCUUCCCCCUCCACGAGGGAAAGGAGGGGCAGGGGACACAGGACAUGUCUCUCCAGCUCUGCUCUGAAAGGAUGGAGGACCCAGGUGUCCGGGAGGGACAGGCUGGGAAGCACAUGCCCCUCCCCUCCGAUUACAGGGGAGUGGAGGACCCAGGCAUCCGGGAUGGAAGACUAGGCUAGGGCACAAACUGUCUUCCUGGCAAGUGGUGAUCACAUUAACCCUUCUGGCUCUGGAGCCAGGCUCCCCUCUGCUGCUCUGGGAGCUGGGACUCCUGGGUUCUUCCUCUGGCUCUGGGAGGGGAGUGAGGACUAGUGGUUAGAGCAGGGGGCAACUGGUACCCAGGCCUCCUGGGUUUCUUUGGGGAUGACACCCCUUUACCUACCUCAGUCUCCCACCUGUGUAUGCUCCAAUCUGUUGUGUGUAUUUAUUACUGUUAAAUUAUUUUCUGGCUGGGGUGGGGAUUAAAUAUUUUUAUUUUUUUAUAGGGGGAUGUAUGGGGGGGGAGUGGGCAGAAUGGAUUUCUCAAGAAGACCCUUCCUUGUGUUUCUGACUCCUCCUGGUAUUUUAUUCCCCCGUUGCCCUGACACUGGGCUGCUUUAACUGCUCCAAGUCUGUUAAUAAAGGUUUAAUACGUG